Messenger RNA from Penicillium lagena, 2463 nucleotides. Its product is annotated as class I SAM-dependent methyltransferase. The transcript has 6 exons. NCBI's taxonomy places the organism in Eukaryota, Fungi, Ascomycota, Eurotiomycetes, Eurotiales, Aspergillaceae. The coding region runs from base 1 to 2463 and encodes 820 amino acids. The record is from RefSeq and is a predicted model, not a curated record.
AUGCCACCUUCGGCAAUUCGCAACGACAGCGAUGCUGUCGAGAUCGUGGAUAUACACCAGAGCUGCAUGGACAUCUCUCUCGCGGACGAAAUUCGCACCCGAAUCAAUCCUCCAGAGGGUGUCGCGCUCUCGCUUCCCACUUUACUGCUAUACGACGCCAGGGGGCUCAAGCUGUUCGAGAAAAUCACGUACCUGGACGAGUACUACCUAACCAACGCGGAGAUCGAGGUGUUAACCGCCAAUGCGAAGCGCAUCGUCGAACGGAUACCAGAAAAUGCCCAGAUGAUGGAGCUUGGUAGUGGAAAUUUGCGGAAGAUUGAGAUCUUGCUCCGGGAAUGCGAGCGCAUGAAGAAAACAGUGGAUUACUACGCGCUGGAUCUUUCACUGGAUGAAUUGAAGCGCACCUUUUCCAAAAUCAAUCCAGAAAGUUUUGCCUAUGUGGGACUGCAUGGUAUUCUUGGCACGUACGACGACGGUCUCCGCUGGCUGAAGAAUGCCGAGAAUCGGACGAGGCCGACUGUGAUAAUAUCGAUUGGAUCAUCCAUCGGCAACUUCAGUCGCUCCAGUGCCCCGGAAUUUCUCGCUGGCUUUGCGAAAUCGUUGAAUGCAUCCGACUUGAUGAUCAUUGGCUUGGACGCGUGCCAGGACCCAGAUCGGGUGUUCAAGGCGUACAAUGACUCCGAAGGCGUCACUCGCGCAUUCUAUGAAAAUGGACUAGUCCACGCUAAUAGCGUUCUGGGGUUCGACGCGUUCAAGGCCGACGAGUGGGACAUUUUUACUGCGUAUGAUAUUCCUGGCGGGCGACACCACGCUUACUACUCGCCCAAAGUGGACGUAGUGAUCAAUGAACGAACAAUCCGGAAGGGCGAAAAAGUGCAGUUUGAAGAGUCGGUCAAGUACAAUCGCCGGGAGCGAGACAUUUUGUGGCGCGAAGCAGCGUUGGUUCUUCAGGCCGAGUUUGGCAAUGAUACCGAUACUUAUUAUAUCCAUCUGCUGUCGCCCUCUUCCCUCACCUUCCCCACCGACCCGGCUCGGUAUGCUGCCCAUCCCGUCCUCCAAGCCGAGGAUUUCCAGACUCUCUGGACGACAUGGGAUAUCGUCACCAAGACUAUGAUUCCUCGCGAGGAGCUCUGGUCUAAGCCGAUCAAGCUCCGCAACGAACUGAUAUUCUACCUGGGCCAUAUUCCGACAUUUUGUGACAUUCAUCUUACUCGAGCUUUGGGAGGCAACCCUACGGAACCCAGCUCUUAUCGCCAGAUUUUUGAACGUGGUAUUGACCCUGAUGUACAAGAUCCCACGCAGUGUCAUGCCCACAGCGAGACGCCCGACGAAUGGCCACAGCUGGACGAGAUCUUGGAUUACCAAGAACGCGUCCGCAACCGCGUCCGGGCACUGAUCAAUAAAGGACGCAUUACAGACCGAUGUGUUGCGGAAGCUCUCUGGAUAGGUCUCGAGCAUGAAGUGAUGCACCUGGAGACUUUUCUUUACAUGCUGCUUCAAAGUGACAAGGUGCUGCCACCUGUCGGCGUGGAACGGCCUGACUUCGCACACUUGGCUAAGCAAGCGAAGGAGAAGACAAAACCUAACAGGUGGUUUACUAUUCCUGAACAGCAAUUGGCUAUUGGCCUAGAAGACUCGAACGAGAAAGUGCUACCGCGGACCUCUUUCGGUUGGGAUAAUGAAAAGCCUCAGAGGACCGUGGCGGUGCACACUUUUGAGGCUCAAGCCCGCCCAAUCACCAAUGGUGAAUACGCAAAAUUCUUGCAGUAUAACAAGAUUCAAACACGGCCAGCCUCCUGGACCCAAGCUUCCCAGGAUGGUAGUACCUCACAGAACAGCAACGGUUCCCUCACGGACGAAUUCCUGGACAAAUUUGCCAUUCGGAGCGUAUUUGGGCCUGUCCCUCUGAAGCUCGCCGAAGAUUGGCCAUUGAUGGCUUCCUACGAUGAGCUGGCCGUUUAUGCUAAAUGGGCCAAAUGUCGUAUCCCUACGCUCGAUGAGGUCAAGAGCAUUUAUCAGUACUCCGCCCAGCUUCAUGGCAAAGAUUGUCACCCCGCUACGAAUGGCAUGAGCAACGGAACGAACGGGUCAUCGACAAAUGGGCACAGGUCACGAUCUCAGGGCCGUCUGCCAGUUUUUGUGGACCUCGAUGGUUGCAACGUUGGCUUCCGCCACUGGCACCCUACCCCAGUCACCCCACAAGGUGACCGCCUCGUUGGUCAGGGUGAACUGGGUGGCGUCUGGGAAUGGACCAGUACGCCACUGACGCCGCACGAAGGAUUCAAGCCUAUGGAGAUCUAUCCGAGUUAUACUUCGGAUUUCUUCGAUGGAAAGCACUAUGUCGUCCUCGGUGGUUCUUGGGCCACUAUCCCACGGAUCGCUGGCCGGACGACCUUCGUCAAUUGGUAUCAGCACAACUACCUAUAUGCAUGGGCAGGUGCACGGCUAGUGAGGGAUCUGUGA